Molecule: messenger RNA, 1767 nt
Organism: Symbiodinium natans
Lineage: Eukaryota; Dinophyceae; Suessiales; Symbiodiniaceae
Source: the annotation of a GenBank genome assembly
AUGCGGAAGCACUUCCCAGAGGUUUUGAAAGGCAUGAACCUUGUGGCCAUUGACACUCUGCACCUCUUCCCGACCGCCCUGGAGUGUGCCAAGUUAGUCGAGGAAAAGUACGCCAAGCAGGCCCUUUGGAAGUUACCAAAGGGAAUCACGACGAAGGACGAGUUCAUCGCCAAGUACGGUGACUGCGAGGAGCUGGACUCUGCAGACUUCGACUUUGUGAGCAAGGUUGAGCCUUUCCAGCGAGCUUUGGAGGAGUGCGAGAAGGACAUCCUGAUCACCGGCCGUCGGAUGGACCAGGCCGCGCAGCGCAUCAAGCUGGAUGUUUGGGAGGAUCAGAAGCGCACUUUGAACCCCAUGGCGAACUUCAGCUGGCAGGAUAUCAUCGACUACGUGGAUAAGGAGGGUGUGCCGGUGAAUGCUGGCCACAACUGGGCCUUCCGCUGCGACGCACCGAUCGAGGCGACCAGCCGCCAUUUGCCGGACCUUCCGUGGACCAAGGUGGACUUGGGAAAGCCCUUCUGGCGCUGCACGGAGGCAGAGAUCAAGGGCAGCCCUCCCGCAGCGAUCACUUACGUGUUCAAGUCGUUUGGCGACAUGCACACGACCGUGCCGGUUGAGCCCCAUGAGUCCGAGCGCGCCGGCCGAUUCGUGCGCCAGGCGAAGACGGAGUGCGGUAUCCAUACUCGCACCACGUUUGCCGGCGCCCCACAUGGUGGAUCUUUGGUGGACCUCAUGGUCAAGGACCCGGCCGAUAUCAAGAGCCUCACAGCCAGCGCAGUGAAAACCAUCGAGAUCAAUGAGCGCCAGGCCUGCGACGUUUUCUGCCUGCUCAGCGGCGCCUUCAGCCCCCUCACGGGCUUUAUGGAGGAGACCGCCUACAACUCAGUCGUGAAGGACAUGCGCUUGCCCGAGAAGCAGCUCUUCGGUCUGCCCGUGACCUUCGACCUGCCGGAGGUCGAUGGCAUCAACAAGGGUGACAAGUUGCUCUUGAAGUGGAAGGGACAGAACGUUGGUGUGCUUGAGGCGUCUUCCAUCUGGAAGCCGAACAAGGUGGUGGAAGCCAAAGAAUGCUACGGCACCAGCAGCCUGGAGCACCCCACCGUGGCCUCUUUGGUGACGGAGAUCGGAAAGUACUACAUUGGUGGCAGGAUCCACGGAUUCGAGCUGCCCAAGUUUGGCUACACCACGCAGACUCCGGCCGAGGUUCGGGCCACGCUGCCAGAAAACAAGCAGGUCGUUGCAUUCCAAAACCGCAAUCCCAUCCACCGAGCCCACUUCGAGCUGCUGGUGUGUGCCCAGAAGGAUGUCAAGGAUUCGGUUCUGCUCGUCCACCCUACCUGUGGCCCAACCCAGCCUGGUGACAUCGACGGUUUGGUGCGAAUCCAGACCUACGAGGCGCUGAAGACAGAGACCGAGAAGGAGUACCCGAUGUUCAGAUGGGCUUACUUGCCUUACAGCAUGAAGAUGGCAGGUCCUCGCGAGGCCAUCCAGCACAUGAUCAUCCGCAAGAACUACGGAGCCACCCACUUCAUCAUCGGACGCGACAUGGCCGGUACCAAGAGCACCAUCGAUGGAGAGGACUUCUACGGAGCGUACGAUGCCCAGGAAACGGGCAAGAAGUACUCUGCUGAGCUCGGAGUGACCGUGACGCACUACGAGAACAUGGUCUAUGUCGGCCCAGAGGAAGGCUACGUGCAGGAUGUUGCCCACCAUGCAUGUGUGCCCAUGUCCUUCAAUGCCUGCAUUCAUGCGACGAGUUUGUGCUAG